CUCAACGGUUACAGAAAACCAAGUAAAGAAACGAAGAAUACGCGGUGACCACUAACGACUCUCUCCCUCAUCAAUGGCAACCAAAGUGUAUAUUGUGUACUAUUCCAUGUAUGGACAUGUAGAGAAAUUAGCAGAAGAGAUAAAGAAGGGGGCUGCAUCAGUUGAAGGUGUUGAAGCCAAAUUAUGGCAGGUACCAGAAACACUUUCAGAUGAGGUGCUUGGGAAGAUGAGUGCACCACCAAAGAGUGACGUACCCAUCAUUACCCCAAAUGAACUUGCUGAGGCCGAUGGGUUGAUUUUUGGCUUCCCUACAAGAUUUGGGAUGAUGGCUGCACAAUUCAAAGCAUUUUUGGAUGCAACUGGAGGUCUGUGGAGGACACAGCAGCUUGCGGGAAAGCCUGCUGGCAUCUUCUAUAGCACUGGAUCUCAAGGUGGCGGACAGGAGACAACUCCGUUGACUGCCAUCACUCAGCUUGUUCACCACGGAAUGAUAUUUGUUCCCAUUGGUUAUACAUUUGGUGCUGGCAUGUUCGAGAUGGAAAAGGUGAAAGGUGGGAGCCCCUAUGGUGCUGGCACUUACGCAGGAGAUGGUUCAAGACAGCCUUCUGAAAUCGAGUUAGAGCAAGCUUUCCACCAAGGGAAGUACAUUUCCAACAUCACAAAGAAACUCAAGGAAGCUGCUUAGAUCUCAUUUCACUAUCAAGUCACCAUUUUACUCAUUCAAGUAUAAAGUUACCAAUUUGUCCCCCAUAUUUUUCUUUUCGUUUCAAUCAAGAAUUUCAAUUUCCUACAUAAAUUCACAGAGUACGGAACAAUAAUUUUGUUGGAUAUAUAAUUUGUAUGUGUGUUGAUUACAUCGGUACCUGCGGUUUCCGUUAAUGAUAAAAGUUUGCUUUCUC
This is a messenger RNA of Carica papaya (papaya), 899 nucleotides long. It is a transcript of the gene FQR1, whose product is annotated as flavodoxin-like quinone reductase 1. Gene Ontology annotation, cellular component: membrane. Lineage: Eukaryota; Viridiplantae; Streptophyta; Magnoliopsida; Brassicales; Caricaceae. The record is from RefSeq and is a predicted model, not a curated record. Gene Ontology annotation, molecular function: NAD(P)H dehydrogenase (quinone) activity; FMN binding.